Messenger RNA from Parastagonospora nodorum SN15, 285 nucleotides. RefSeq lists its product as hypothetical. The transcript has a single exon. The coding region runs from base 1 to 285 and encodes 94 amino acids. NCBI's taxonomy places the organism in Eukaryota, Fungi, Ascomycota, Dothideomycetes, Pleosporales, Phaeosphaeriaceae. The record is from RefSeq and is a predicted model, not a curated record.
AUGCCGGAUGGUCCACGUCCGACCAAGGUCAAUUCGAGGGAGGAAGAUGCAGCAACUGAACCAGUCACAGAAGCCUCAGCCCCUGAUAAUGUCCCUCGCAUGUCGCCGAUGCCUGUGCCUGUCGUGGAAGAGCCGCCCUCUAACGAUGGCUCGUCUUCGGGGGAAAAACUCAUCGUGCUCGGUAUCCGACAUACAUGGUCCGUCAGCGCCAUCGAUGGCGUCUCCACCCCACAACGUCCGGUCGCUGUCGAGGUCUUCUUUGAGCGCGGUGUUGAGCUUGCAUGA